Molecule: messenger RNA, 686 nt
Organism: Rhipicephalus sanguineus (brown dog tick)
Lineage: Eukaryota; Metazoa; Arthropoda; Arachnida; Ixodida; Ixodidae
Product: adenosine 5'-monophosphoramidase HINT2
Exons: 5
Coding region: 229-636 (135 amino acids)
Cellular component (GO): mitochondrion; cytoplasm
Molecular function (GO): hydrolase activity
Source: RefSeq, a predicted model, not a curated record
AGCAACGUGCCGUAAGCAACAUAGAUUGUUUUCCAGCUGUCUCGGAUUGCUAACGCGCGCGCAGGCACAUAUGCUUUCGCCAAAGAGAGAAAAGAGGAUCGCACGAGUUUUGUUGUUGUUUUCUCGCCACCCUUUCCCAGCCGGCCUGGUGGCUUCGUGUUUUUCUGGAUCAACGCGAUCGCGUCCUCGAUCGAUCUUUUUGAGGAAAGGCGACAGAGCCUCGCAUGCAUGAGUUCGACGUCGUCGUCGAGCAGCGACGAAGUCGCCAAGGCCCAGAAUGCGACCGCGUCCGCCGGCAAGCCGACCAUAUUCUCGAAGAUCCUUGACGGCAGCAUACCGGCCGACGUAAUCUACAAGGACGACAAGUGCAUCGCCUUUCGAGAUGUGAACCCCCAGGCCCCUGUACACUUUCUGGUCAUCCCGAGGAAGCCACUGCCCAUGCUGGACUCGGCCACCGAUGAAGAUGUUCAGCUUCUGGGUCAUCUGAUGCUGACGGCCAAGAAGGUUGCGGCACAAGAAAAGCUUAAGGAAGGCUACAGGCUAGUGAUCAACAAUGGUAAGCAAGGCUGCCAGUCGGUCUACCACCUUCAUCUUCAUGUCCUUGGCGGCCGCCAGAUGGGCUGGCCACCAGGAUAACUGAACGAGACCGUGCCAAAGAAACAUGUUACAUUUUUGUCAUAAAUAAA